This is a messenger RNA of Drosophila serrata, 961 nucleotides long. RefSeq names its product Arylalkylamine N-acetyltransferase-like 7 (gene AANATL7). Lineage: Eukaryota; Metazoa; Arthropoda; Insecta; Diptera; Drosophilidae. The record is from RefSeq and is a predicted model, not a curated record. Gene Ontology annotation, molecular function: N-acetyltransferase activity.
AGUCGCAGUUCGCAUCUGGCAGCGCCCAGAACUAGGUUACACAUAAUUUUUUGUUGUGAUCCCUUCCAGCUGAGGAGGAAAACAAAUAACACACAACAUAGUCAAGAGUCCAGAGUCCAGAGUCCUGGACAAAGUACUCCUGGAGUCCAUACGAUACCUUCCAGCCGUUUAUCCGAGCCACAUCCGCUUGAGGAACUAACGCUUUACGACGACAGAACUUGGCCAGCAUCAUCUGUCACAGAGAAGAAGUGUCUUGGCGGCGACACCAUGGAGUAUAAACUGAUUGGACCGGAGCACUAUGACCAGGUGCUGGAGCACCUGCGUCGUAACUUCUUCGCCGACGAGCCACUGAACAAGGCCGCCGGCGUCUGCCAGAAUGGUAGCAGCAGCGCUGAGCUGGAGGAGCACUGUGUGGAGGCCAUGCAGGAUGGGAUGAGCCUAAUGGCCGUGGAGCCACAGCAGCUGGGAAGCUGUAAAAUAGCCGGCGUGGUGCUGAACGGCAUCUACAGGUCCGAGGAUACGGUCAAGGCGCUGGAAAAGCUAGACAGGAGCAAUGAUCCGGGAUACCGGAAGAUCUUCGCUCUGCUCCAUUGUCACAAUACCAAAAACGAUUUGUUUAAGAAAUAUGCCGUAGAAUCUAUCUUCGAUGUGCGCAUCCUUUCGGUGGACUCAUCCUAUCGUGGUCGUGGCAUUGCCAAUGAGCUGGUCAAGCAAUCGGUGGCAUUGGCCAAAAAGAAUGGUUUCUGUCUCCUGAAGGCCGAUGCCACCGGCAUCUUUUCCCAGAAGAUAUUUCGAUCCCAUGGUUUUGAGGUUUUCGCCGAGCAGCCAUACGACAAAUACACGGAUGACGAUGGUCACAUAAUCCUGCCCGUGGAGGCGCCGCACAUUAAGCUACAGCUGCUCAUCAAGCACAUCUACGAGCAGAAACUGGCCAAGGAUUAGAGGAGGGGUUUUAGUGAGC